This is a messenger RNA of Rotaria sordida, 234 nucleotides long. The record is from the annotation of a GenBank genome assembly. NCBI's taxonomy places the organism in Eukaryota, Metazoa, Rotifera, Eurotatoria, Philodinida, Philodinidae.
AUGAUGCUACUUCAUGUAAAGAUUAUUAAUCGAAAUUCACCAUUAUAUGAUGCUAAUAAUAAAAUAAAUGGUUUCCAUGUUAAUUGUAAAGCACGUGAAGAUCUUAACUGGACACAAUCAACAUUCACAAAUAAAGAAUCAGCAUUAAUACAUGGCUUAAAAUCAUCAUCAUCAACAUAUUAUCAUUUUUGUGUAUCAUUUAUUAAUCGUAUGGAUAUAUCAGCAUAUUCAUGA